AAUUUUUCAGUGAGAUCUGAUCUCAUCGAUCGUUCAUCACUAAGAUUCAAUUUCGACAUGGUUCCGAAUGAGAACGAGGACGAGGACGAGGACGAGGAGGGAGGCGACAAGGUCCUCCUUACUGAUCUAAAUGGUGAAACUCGUACGAUCUCAUUUCCGGGCUGUUACCGGGUCAAGUUAUCAUUCAGAAUGCUACAGCCAAUUCAGAAUCCAUAUAUCGAGGCUUUCUUACAACUUGGACAAAAUAUUCCUUGCCGAGCAGAAGGUCGUAGUAUGGCAUCAAAUAUUUGUACAAAUAUUACUCGUGCGAAUUGGUGCCCACAAAGUAUCAACGACCAGCUACGAGGGAUGCUUACCAAUAAGGAAACAUGCCAGUUCUGUCACCUAUGUGAUUCGAUCAAAGAAGAGGCAAACAAAAGGACUAGUGAGCUGAAGCAGUACGUGUUCAAUGAAGGAUCAGAGAAAUGUGAUACUCAACAGGACAGGCAAACAUUGUACUUCAAGAUGUGUACACCAUCCCGUAGAGAGAUCAAUGAACGCCAUGGUGAUCAACGUGAUAAGCUAGAAGAAUAUUGGAACUAUCUGAAACAGGGUAUACUGACAGCUGUUGUCCACGUAAUGGACAGAUCGGAACUCGAUGAAAAUCGGCGGGAGCAGUGUCAAAAGAUGUGCAAUACCUAUACGGCCAAGCGCGGAAUCAGCUUCUCCUACAGGAACACGCUAUUGAAAUCGAUCGAGUCGCUGUGUACGCCUCGUGACAAUUAUGCUGCAUGCGUCUACCAUACAGUAAAAUUUGAUAUUAAUAGUGAUUUUUGA
Messenger RNA from Haemonchus placei, 816 nucleotides. NCBI's taxonomy places the organism in Eukaryota, Metazoa, Nematoda, Chromadorea, Rhabditida, Trichostrongylidae. The record is from the annotation of a GenBank genome assembly.